Messenger RNA from Drosophila kikkawai, 974 nucleotides. RefSeq names its product trypsin inhibitor. The record is from RefSeq and is a predicted model, not a curated record. Gene Ontology annotation, molecular function: serine-type endopeptidase inhibitor activity. Lineage: Eukaryota; Metazoa; Arthropoda; Insecta; Diptera; Drosophilidae.
UCCUAGUCGUUGACUGCUGUUCGAAGAUGAAGAACCUCACCCAAUUCAAUCUCUUUUAUAUUUUCUUUGCUGUGAUUGCAUUUCUGGACAUCUCAUAUGGAGGUAUUAGAUACCUUACAAAGUGCAGGGCACUCACUUCUGAAUCAGGCCCUUGCGUUGCUCACCAUCAUAGAUAUACUUAUAACUCACUACUCAAGAAUUGUUUGUUUUUUGUUUAUGGCGGCUGCGGGGCCACAAAAAACAUAUUCAAAACAUAUGAAGAAUGCAUCUCUGCUUGUGUACCCAAGGAAUAGCUGAAAAAAGCUAAAAAAACAAUAAAAAUCUGUUUCGACUUGACUACUCCGAAGUAUGACUUGUUUCCAGAGUUGCAGAACAGUCUCUUUGCAGGAGUGCGAAUUCUCGUGCGUGGGUCUAAGUGAAAUCAUCGUCUCUCAAUCGUUGUAAUUUCUGUCAACACUAAACCAAGUUCAAAGAGAUCAAAAUGAAAUUAAGGUACAGUUUAUGCAUUGUCCUGCUGUUAUUUGUGGCCGGGCUGUGGGCUUGCGAUGCACAGAACUGCUAUGACGAGCCCAGCCAAACAGGUCCCUGCAAGGCCGCCUUCCCAUCGUGGCGCUUCAUCAGGGAACGGUGGGUGUGCGAGCCCUUCGUGUACGGCGGCUGCCGGGCAACGGAAAAUAUUUUCGAUGACGAGGAGGAGUGCAGGCAGCUCUGCCUGCGCUGAGGUCAAAAUUUCGAAAAAAACAAACACAUUCAUUGCCCACCGAUGAUGGCGGCCAAAAUAAAAGUUUUCAGCUGGCGGAAAGUUUCAAAGCCCCGUCGCUCGGGCCGCUCUGAAAAUAUGAUUUGUCUGCAAAGUUGAAAUAGAUUUCCAAACAAUUUUCGUGGCCCUGCGCCAUGCAAAUGAACUGCAGUCCAGUUUUGAUUUAUGCUGAUGAAAAUUGAGUUUAUGCGAAAACGAUAUUAUAUGUACUAUA